This is a messenger RNA of Vanrija pseudolonga, 3975 nucleotides long. It is a transcript of the gene syj1, whose product is annotated as Inositol-1,4,5-trisphosphate 5-phosphatase 1. Gene Ontology annotation, cellular component: cytoplasm; membrane. The transcript has 3 exons. The record is from RefSeq and is a predicted model, not a curated record. Lineage: Eukaryota; Fungi; Basidiomycota; Tremellomycetes; Trichosporonales; Trichosporonaceae. Gene Ontology annotation, biological process: phosphatidylinositol dephosphorylation. The coding region runs from base 49 to 3933 and encodes 1294 amino acids. Gene Ontology annotation, molecular function: phosphatidylinositol-4,5-bisphosphate 5-phosphatase activity; phosphatidylinositol-3,5-bisphosphate 5-phosphatase activity.
CACUCUUUCAAUCCUGGCCACCGACAAACACCCAACCCCCAUCGCACAAUGCCAGCGCGGCUCUAUCUCCGGCCGAGCCCGCGCGCAUUCUUCCUCAUCUCCGAGUCGCACGCGCUCGUCUUCCGGCAACCGGGCACGAGCGAGACCAAGGCGUCGCGUAAUGUCGUCGUUGCAGAGUUUCUCCCCCUCAACGAGGUGGACACGACGGGCCUGAUCUCCAUCGGGCGGGGGACCGUCGAGGGCGUGCUCGGCGUGACCUCUGUCCCGGCUGGCGAACGCUCGCCCAUCCCCGAGACGUUCCUCAUCCUCCUUGCGGGCAGCUCGCCGCUCUCCCCCCUCCUCCCUGGCUCCUCGCUGCGCCCGGCGCGCGUCCUCGCCGUCGAGUUCUACUCGCUCUCUUCCAAUUUCUGGGACACGCCCGACAUGCUCGGCGCGAGCGGCGGCGCAGACGACGACGACGACCCAAUAGGCGACAGCUACACGCGCGCGGGGAGCAACACGCCGACGAUGAGCCAGGCGGCGCAGGCGGGCAUCGCGAACCCCACCGACGGGAUGAAGAAGUAUCUCUGCUCGGGCGCCUUCUUCCACGCCGAGGGCGUGUCGUGGGACAUUUCGUCCUCUCUUGGCUCUGGCGCGUGGGGCGCGGGCGGCGACGCCGACGGCGGCGAGGGCGUCGGCGCGACGGAGCAGGGCGCGCUCGAGGACUUUGACGAGCGGUUCGUGUGGAACGCGCGGCUGUUGAAGCCGUUUUUGAACUUUCGCGCUGGGCUGCCGCCCAACGCCAAGGCCGUGCUUGAUGCCCACGCACUGCUGGUGCCGGUCAUACAGGGGUUUGUGGACAGCCGCCCGUUCCCGAUCGGCUCGUCGCGCGACGACAUGGGCACGCUGGCGUUGAUCUCGCGCUUGAGCUGUAAGCGUGCCGGCGCACGUUUUAGGACGCGCGGUAUCGACGACGACGGCAACGUCGCCAACUUUGUCGAGACCGAGACGCUCAUGACCGUCAGCGGGAUCACCGUGUCGUAUGUCCAGGUGCGCGGGAGCGUGCCCAUGUUCUGGCAGCAGCCGACCGCUGGCUUGCAGACACUCCAGCAAAAGGUGGAGAUUACGCGACCGUUCGAGGCGACGCAGAGGCCGUUCGACCAGCACUUUGACGACCUCAUCAAGACGUACGGCGCGGUGCAUGCCGUCAACCUGCUCGGCACGAAGGAGGCGGAGCAGAUGCUGUCCGAGGCGUACAAGGCGCAUGUGACCAAGCUCAAGAGCGAGCUCGCUGCCGCCGACGACGAGAACAUCCCCGAAGACGCAGUGCAAUACACCGACUACGACUUCCACACAGCCGUGAAGAACGGCGGCCACGACGCGGUACGCGCGGAUUUCAACCGCCUCCUCCCAAUCCAGGCGUCACUCGACAAAUUCGACUACACUGCAAUUGACCUCUCGACGGGAACGUUGAUCGAGAAGCAACACGGUGUCUUCCGUGUCAACUGCCUCGACUGCUUGGACCGCACAAACUUUGUGCAAGAGGUCAUUUCAUACCUGGCUCUCUUCCGCGCUCUGGCAAACCACAACUCGCCCCUGUGCCACUCGUCGUCGCCGCUAUGGAGCGUGCACCGCGACCUGUGGGCGGAUAACGGCGACCUCUUGAGCAAGACAUACGCAGGCACUGGCGCGAUCAACACUAGUGCAACGAGGUCUGGGCGCAAGACCCUCGCUGGCCUGUUGUCCGAUGCUACCAAGUCGGUGGGGCGCGCCUACAUCAACAACUUCCAAGACAAGAGCAAACAGCAGGCGAUUGACAUGCUACUUGGCCUGCUAGCUGGCCAGCGGCAGGUCGUGCUCUUCGACCCGAUUGGCGACUCGGUACACACGGCCCUCAAGGCCCGGCGCGAAGAGUAUGCGACACCGCGCCCCGUCACCAUCUUCUCUGGCACAUGGAACGUCAACGGCAAGGCGCCCGUCGGCGUCCUCGACCCCUGGCUGUUCCCAAGCAAGGUCGACCGCGCAGACAUUUACGCCAUCUCGUUCCAGGAGAUUGUCGAGCUCACCGCACAGCAAAUCGUCCAGACCGACCCCGCCAAGAAGCGCGUCUGGGAGACGGUCAUCAUGCAGACGUUUGCAAAUUGCUGCGGCGAGGGCGAGUACAUCCUCAUGCGCAGCGAGCAGCUCGUCGGAACCGCCCUCAUGAUCGUCGUCAGGUCCAGCCUCCUCCCGUUUAUCCGCAACGUCGAGUACGCAUACAAGAAGACUGGUCUCGGCGGUAUGAGCGGGAACAAGGGCGGCGUGGGCAUCCGCUUCGACCUAUACGACUCGGCGCUGUGCUUCAUGACUUGUCACUUGGCAGCCGGGCAGUCAAACUAUGAGGACCGCAACGUCGACUACCGCACCAUUGUCAGCGGUCUUCACUUCCUCCGCGGCAAGACGAUUGACAGUCACGACAUUGUCGUCUGGUCCGCCGAUUUCAACUACCGCAUUGACCUCAGCAAUGACGUUGCGCGCCCGCUCGCACUCGCGAACGAGUUUACAGAGCUAUACGAGUAUGACCAGCUGUCGCUCGCUCGGUCCGAGAAGCAAGUCUUCGAAGAUUACCAGGAAGCACGGAUCAACUUCCGCCCGACGUACAAGUAUGACAACGGCACCGACACGUACGACUCGUCCGAGAAGCAGCGCGUGCCGUCGUGGACGGACCGUGUGCUGUACAAGGGCACCAACCUCGAGUGUGUGGCGUACAAUAGUGCCGAGCUGCGGAUCUCUGAUCACCGGCCCGUAUUCGCCGUCACCAAGGGGUCGGUCGACCAGGUAGAUCACGCCAAGAAAGCGCACAUCAGGGAGGAGCUCGCACGGGUAGCGCAGCAAAAGUUUGCCAACGGCAACCUCGACCACCUGGUCGAGUCGGCCGCCCAGGGCGGUGUCCGCGGGCUCGUCAAGGAGCUGACGUCGGUAUCGCUCACGCCGUCGCCUGUGCCGUCGCCCGGGCCGGAUCGCAAGGCGCCGCCCGCGAUUUCACGCGACUCGAAGCCUGCGCGAAGUGCAUCUAUCCGAGCGGCACCUUCGCGGGGCUUAGCGCCGUCGAGAGCCUUCAACAACGCAUCGCCUACCAACAUCACACCAGUGACCUCGACCCUCUCUGCUACCGUUAGCAACGCGUACGCGAGACUAGGCUACCCCACCGCUACAGCCGCGUCAGGCGGACUACCGCAGCGCACUGCGUCGCUAUCGGCGCCCGGCGUGCCAGGUGUGCCAUAUGCUGCCAGACAACGACCGCCACCACCGCCACGACCCGCCAGUGGCGGGGGUGGUGGAAGCCCCAGUAGUAGCCAGGUGCUGACCCCUUCGUCGACUGGCGACUUUGUCAUUGUGCCGUCGCCCCGACGUGCCGCGCCUGCCGUGCCCGCGCCCAAGCGCUCCAACUCGACAGCGUCAACGACAACGACCGUGAGCAGCAAUGCGAGCGCGCCGCCCAGACUCCCGCCCAGACCGAACACGUCGCGCACUGGUACGCUGGACAUGAAUUCACCUCCACCGACGGGCCUGGCCCUGCCAGUGCAGCCCGACAAUGCGGCAAAAACGGCACCAUUGCCCGUGCUCUACGGGGGUGCGAAGGCUCCUGCGCCGCCCCUUCCAUCCAGCCGCAAGCCGGUACCGACGCUCGCUCAGCUGGAAGCAGCGGCGACCAAGGCCCCGCCGCCAGUACCGCCCAAGUCUGGCCCGUCGUCGCCCAUCGAUAUUGGUAAGAAGGCCCCGCCGCCUGUCGUCGCGCCCAAGCCGGUGCUCUCGCCCGCCGCGACGGUCGCAGCGCCCAAGUCGCCCGACGGGAAGAAGGCAGCGCCGGCCGUCGUGCCCAAGCCCGCGGCGCUGCACGCCAAGCAGCCGCCGACGACGGCGCCAAAGCCGGCGGCGCUGAGGAGCAAUAGUUCUACCAGCAACGGAGCGUAGUGUCUGCCUGCCACAGUUGUAUCACCGCCACAUGUAUUGCAU